AGUAAUCCGACCCCUACAGUAAACCAGGGGUCUCCAUAAAACUAGAUAAAUGGCAGAAACCGUGGGACAGGAAUUAUAAAUUAACGAUGCCAACUGCAUGUUUUGAGAAUUUAUAUAAGAUGUUUUAUAGAUGGGGAGGUUGGCAAAGAUGUUUAAAGACAAAUCAGCUAAAUGUUGGAAGUGGCCACCAGAUACCUGGAUCUUAUUAUCAUAUGUGGUGGACGUGGAGAAGCAGAGAAGUAUUGGACAAAAAUAAAGAUAUGGUUGGAAAAGAUGAUAAAACAAUGUAUUGAGUUUAAACCAGAAAUAUUUUUGUUGGAGAUCGUGCCCGAAACUGAUAGCAAAGAAAAUAUAUAUUUAAUUAUUCAUGCAUUAACAGCAGCUAGAAUUGUAUUGGCACAAUAUUGGAAAAGUGAAGAGAUUCCUCCUGAAGAAAAGGUAAAUUCAUGAAGAACAUUUUGAAGCAGUAUUACUUGUUAGAAGAUAUUACAGAAGAAUCUGUUUUAAAUCACCUUUAUACUUGGAUCCUCCAUUUCUAAGCUGGCUAAAGAGGAGCAAAAGGUACCUUUUCCAGAAAUCAUAACUACCCUGACUGAGAGAAGCAAUGCAAGCCCUGGUACCACCCAACCGAUACAGAUGGAACUCUAUGAGCAGAGAAGAACGGCUCAAAGAAGCCGCCAUGGACUUUAUUCGCAUGUGUGCAGAACAGGGUGAUGGUGAUAGCCCGAGACAACUUCAAAUGGCCCCUCAGCUGGACCCCUACCCAAGAGCCUCGGUGGCCUCAGUGGCCAGACCUAUGCUUCCUACGAUGAUCAGGCAAGGUCAGACCGAAUCCAGCUUCCAGUCAGACAACCUCGAGAAUUCCAGAGUUUCUAAGAAACCUGUGAUGAAAAGGAAAGUUCUGAGGCGAACGCCUGAUGGAGAAGUGCAAGUGACAGAUGAAUCUAUCACUAGUGCGACAGAAUCCAAUAAUCCAAGUGUCCAACAAUCCAGUCCUGAAUGUGAGAACUUAAAUCAGAGAAUGUGCCUUCUGAAUGCUCAGAAGGAGAAGGAAGAAGAGUGUAAUGAGGAGAACCAGCCCCAAAGUUCCCCUGGGUCAGUCUAUUCCUGGAGUCCUUUGGAGGAAAGCCAGAAUCAGUGUUCCCGAAAAGAGAGCCAGAGCCUCAGCUCUUCGUCCUUUGAGCAGGACUUCAUCCUAACUGGCUAUCCCAAGUCUUUCAUAUUACCAAAGCUGGAGCAGCUCAAUCGGAACAGAAUGAAGACCGAUCGAGUUGCCCGUUACCUGGAACACAAACACGACUGGGAAUCCCUGCGGCUUCCAGGAGAAGACCCCAGAAAAGAUGUGCGCUGGAGCAUUCGGGAACAGAUGCUCUACAAGUCGGAAUUGCCUCCUAAGGCUCAGCCUGUUUAUAUCCCCAACAAUUAUCUGGUGCCUACGGAGAAGAAGAGAUCUGCCCUGCGCUGGGGAAUACGCUGUGACUUGGCAAACGGUGUGGUGCCUAGAAACAUCUAUUCCUCCUAAAAACCUGGAAUCUUUAAAAUUUCACACACAGAAGAACUUAGUAGAUCCCAAAGAGCUAGCUACCUCAAAUAUGCAGCUAAGCUAUUUUUAUUUCUUUCCAAUUCCAAACCCUACCCAUUUAAUCUUAAGAUCUAUCUUGGAUCUGAAUGCCUACUUUCUUGCAAAGUAUUUUUUAAAAGCUACCAUUGUCUCAGAUCAUAUUAUUUGAAUGUAAAUAUUACCUUAUAAAAAGGCAGGCAGAAGAUAAAAUCUACUGAAGUAUAGUCAAGAAAAUGGAUCCUUGUUUUUUUCCCCAAGAUACUUCACACACACACUCCCUCUUUGAACUCCUGUACUUUUAAAAAGUUUUAACUUCUGGAUGUAUAGAUUAAAUUAAAUUUAUGAAGUGAAAUGAUUAUUUUAUUCUUUCCGAGGGCAAACUUCCUUUCUCCUGCUUUUCAUCACGCAUUAGCGUUGCUGGUCAGAGCUACAGAAGUAAACUUUUCUCUGGAAUGAGGUUAACAGGUAUACUUCCUUGUAUAUGAAAGUGCUGUUUUACAGAUACAUGUCAGAAAGGUGGGAUAUUUUCUCCACUGAUUUUUAGCAAUAUACUUCCUAUACAUGAAGGCCUUUAUAUUAUGAAAACUAAUGUAGUUAGUCUACUGAAAUAAAACAAAGAACCACGGUGGCUCAGUGGCUAAGACACUGAGCUUGUCAUUAGAAAGGCUGGUGGUUUGAAUCCCUAGUACAGGUCUCCUGCAUGAGCAGGGGGUUAGACUAGAUGACCUCCAAGAUCCCUUCCAAUUCUUACUGUUAUCUUAAAAGAAAUAAUGAUUGAAAAAAAAGACUACAAAACUAUAUUUAAUGGGGAUGUUUUGCCAUCUUCAGAUAAAAGAAGGGGGAGGUAAUUCAGAUAAUGAAGGGUCCUUGGUGCUCUCUGAGUUUGGUUGUUUUCUUGCAAAUGUUUUCAUUGCCCAAACUAGGUGUCAUCAUCGGUGCUAAAUUAUAUUGCCUAGCUUUGAUAAUGAAAGGUUUGCAAGCAAAGCUGCUACAAAUAUUCUUUGUUAAUUCACAUAAACUAUUAGCAAAUGUGGGUAAGCAAAACUGCUCGCUUCUACAAAACGUACAUUUUGCAGCCUGUGCCCCUCUGCGUGUAUAGAACAGUGUACAACAAAUUUGCACAAGCCACACGUUCCUUUAUAAGACGGCACGCAGGCCGUUAGCUGCCCUCAGUCGAGCAGGUGGAUGACAGGCAGCACCCUCCCCCCGCCCAGCCUGGCACCUGAGAGCCCCCAUAUGCUGGCGUUUCUCAGAAGUUGCCAAGUUUGAGAAAUGUUUCAAUAUGGGGAAAGCUCAAGGUGUUGGUCGGAGAAGCUGCUUUAAAUGAGUCCCCCCCGCCCCCAAGAGAUCCUCCGGUGCCAUCCGUAAAAUAUCAGGAGCAAAGCGAUCCCUCCAUCAAUUCUGGGAAGGGGUGAGGGGACCCUUCGG
Messenger RNA from Ahaetulla prasina, 2989 nucleotides. It is a transcript of the gene HYLS1, whose product is annotated as HYLS1 centriolar and ciliogenesis associated. The transcript has 4 exons. Lineage: Eukaryota; Metazoa; Chordata; Lepidosauria; Squamata; Colubridae. The coding region runs from base 605 to 1522 and encodes 305 amino acids. Gene Ontology annotation, cellular component: non-motile cilium; centriole. The record is from RefSeq and is a predicted model, not a curated record. Gene Ontology annotation, biological process: cilium assembly.